This is a messenger RNA of Bombus terrestris (buff-tailed bumblebee), 3788 nucleotides long. RefSeq names its product V-type proton ATPase subunit C (gene Vha44). Bases 289 to 2034 code for a protein of 581 amino acids. Gene Ontology annotation, cellular component: lysosomal membrane; vacuolar proton-transporting V-type ATPase, V1 domain. The transcript has 9 exons. The record is from RefSeq and is a predicted model, not a curated record. Gene Ontology annotation, biological process: proton transmembrane transport. Lineage: Eukaryota; Metazoa; Arthropoda; Insecta; Hymenoptera; Apidae. Gene Ontology annotation, molecular function: proton-transporting ATPase activity, rotational mechanism.
CUUGCACUUAGUAUAUGUCACGUGGAAAGCGCGCCUAAUUACAUAAUAUAAUACCACAGUGAAAGAAAUAUGUUGUGCCACACCCCCUUUUUUUAUUUCAUUUUUCAAAGCUUUGCAAAUGUUUCAAUUGUUUAGAAUUCUGAAUUUUGCACCACCAUUUACUUAUACACGAAUAAGUAACGAAUCCAUGGACGAUACUCGUAGAAUUAUAAUGUUAAUGUGAUAGAUUAGCUACGUUUGAUAGACAAACAGAUAUACUAAGUCAUCUAUAUCGGAACAUUGUUCAAAAUGACAGAAUAUUGGUUAAUAUCCGCACCUGGAGAUAAAACAUGUCAACAGACAUGGGAAACCAUGAACAAUUUGACAUCAAAACAACAUUCUUUGUCUGUCAACUACAAAUUUCAUAUCCCAGAUUUAAAGGUGGGAACAUUGGAUCAAUUGGUUGGCUUAUCAGAUGAUCUAGGAAAACUUGAUGCUUAUGUUGAACAAGUAACACGCAAGGUGGCAACAUACCUUGGAGAAGUUUUAGAAGAUCAAAGAGACAAGCUACAUGAAAAUCUUUUGGCUAACAAUAGUCAAACGUCAGUGGAUGGGGAGAGCUCGAGCCCCGAAGGGGGUCCGGACACCCCGCCAAACACCCCCGUCACCCCAUCACACAAGUCUUCAAAGGAGCAUCACAAGCAGUGGAAGGAAUCGGAGAAAUGUGAACCAGAACCAGCCGCCUGUUUAGGUCAGCAUCAUCACCAGCGUCAUCAUCAUCACGAGUAUCAUCAUAGUCAUAAACAUCACAAUCAUCCUUCUGAAACCGAAAAGAAAUCAUCAUAUAGUCCUCAAGGAAUCUGUGAUGUCAGAUCAUCAAAUGAUCCUUUAUCAGCAUAUUCAUGCUACCAUGCGCAUUGGUGCGCUGCUUCUACCUCUUCCACACCUAUUCCUAGUCCUACUCCCACGAGUCCGAGUCUUUCCCUUUCAUCAAACUGUAGCAGUGAAGGAGAGACUAGAUGGCAGUCGGCGACACGUCAUCGGACUACUGAGAAAGCAGAUCGAUCUACCUCCAAUCGCAAAUCGCUCGGCAAUGACGACGACGAAGACGAUGCGGACCAAAACAACGACCAAGACCAAGACCAAGACCAUAGCGGCAAUUUGCCCAAUCCAGGUGAUCUACCAUCAUAUAUAACUCAAUUCCAGUGGGAUAUGGCAAAGUAUCCUAUCAAGCAAUCAUUGAGAAAUAUUGCUGACAUUAUCAGUAAACAAGUGGGUCAAAUUGAUGCUGAUCUUAAAACUAAAUCUACAACAUAUAAUAAUUUGAAAGGAAGUUUACAAAAUCUUGAGAAGAAGCAAACAGGAAGCUUAUUAACAAGAAAUUUGGCAGAUUUAGUGAAGAAGGAACACUUUAUCUUGGAUAGCGAAUAUUUAACUACUUUGCUUGUAAUCGUCCCAAGAUCAAAUUUCCAGGAGUGGCAUAGUGGAUAUGAAAAGUUAACAAAAAUGAUAGUACCACGUACCACACAACUCAUCGCUCAAGAUGUUGAGUAUGGAUUAUUUACUGUUACUUUGUUCAAAAAAGUUAUCGAUGAAUUUAAAUUACACGCACGUGAAAAGAAGUUCAUUGUUCGUGAUUUUACAUAUAAUGAAGAGGAAUUAGCAGCAGGAAAAAAUGAGAUAACAAAAUUGGUAACAGAUAAAAAGAAACAAUUUGGGCCUCUUGUACGUUGGUUAAAAGUUAACUUUAGUGAGUGUUUUUGUGCAUGGAUUCAUGUUAAAGCUUUGCGCGUAUUUGUAGAAUCUGUCCUAAGGUAUGGAUUACCUGUAAAUUUUCAAGCGAUAUUAUUGCAUCCUCAUAAAAAAUGUGCAAGGCGUUUACGUGAUGUUCUGAACCAGCAUUACGCUCAUUUAGAUUCUUCUGCUACAACAUCAUCUGGUGCACAAGGAAGUCAAGAUAGCAUGGAUAUACUAGGGUUAAGCUUUGGCCAAAAUGACUAUUUCCCUUAUGUGUAUUAUAAAAUCAACGUAGAUAUGGUUGACAAUAAGGUCUAAUUAUUGGAGUGAUGAGUCUAUUUUCUUAUAUUUUAAAUAUCCUUUCAUUUACAUAAAACAUACUUCCAUAUCUCCAGGUACUUAAAGCAGAUGUGUACAAAGUAGUUUAUAUGAACUAUGAUCAUUUCUGUUUACAUGAACUACGACAUAUUGCAUUUUUUAAAACUUUGCUAAGAUCUUGAUUUUCAAUGUAAAUGUAAUUAUUAUUGAUUCACUUCCAGGAGUAUAUCAAAUAUUUACUCAAAACUGAUAUUUUUAUAGUACACCAAAAUGCCUGGAGAGAUGUAUGUACUUUAUGAUAUUAGCUUAAUAUAAACUAUGCAUAAUAGAAUGCACAAUCAUUUGUAUAAAUUUUAGCAGACGAAUUUGAAUACAUCUUUCAAAUUUUCUUUUUUUUUUUUAAACAGGCUAUAUUUGAUUGAACAAAAGACAUUAGUACAAAUGAGACUCAUAAUAUGAUUAUAUAUUUUAAAUUUGCAGUUUUAAAAAAAAUUGAAUAUAUUAAAGAUUAACAACCAUAAUAAUCACAUUCUACGUAAAAUGCCUGUAUAAAUGUACCAAAAUUCUCACAAUUAAAUAUAGCACAACCUAUUUUAUAUAGUACUACAUGAAGAGCAAAAAAUAUAUUGUGCCAGAAUAGAAAUUCUGCAAUGUAGAAUUGUAUUAUGUUAUGUAUUGCUUAUAAAAUUAAGACCAUUGUGAAUAUUGUUAUAAAGAAGAAAGUGCAUCUUGUUACAAGAACAUAUGUCAUAAUAUCUGUUUUGAUUCAAAUGCUUUUACCAUGUUCAUUCAAUAGGUCUUCAUAAUGCAUAUUGUAUUAUGCGACAACUAGUAAAAUAAGUGUUAUUGAAGUGUUAAGAUACUGUAAAUUUAUUUCACUAAUAUUAAAAACUAAUGUUUUAACAAUGCAGAGUGUAUCAGAUACAUGCUAAUAUAUCAAUGUUACUUAUUAAAAACUAUAAAACUGCAAAACAUUAGUGGAACUCUUGAAGUAUUAUUAACAUUAUCUUUCAAGUUCAAAUGAUAUAUAAAGCUUUUCAUUUUAUAAUAAAUACAAUUGAAGUAUUAAAUAUUGAUUUGAAGGCUGCACAAAAAUGAAAAGUAAUAUACGGAAUCGCUAUGGUGCAUGUUGUUUAAACAAGUUGUAUUAUAAAUACUUUAUGUAUAGAAACUAUGCUUUGCAAUAUUACUUUAAAUAUUGCUUAAAUUUUAUUUUUUUCGAAAUGGUAUUUUUAAUACAACGAUGUAAAUCGAAUUGUAUGUCUGAAUAUAUUCAAUUUUAUUCUAUACAUACAUUUGAGAAAUAGAAUGGUCUACAGAUAUAAUAUUUUUCCUGAUUUAAGCAAACAUAUUUUAACCUAUGGGAAGAUAAUUUAGUUUAUAAUUUCCGCUCGGAUAAUAAUCAUUAAUUCAUUAGUGUUUCGAAGCGCAUUUGUAUUUCAAACUGUAAAUUAUUAUACAGUUGACGAUAAAGUGUUAAAAAGUAAACGAAAUUUUAUCGUCAUCGAAUAAAUUUUAUAAAAGAAAAGUUUUCCUAUGCGUUAAAUAAUGAAAAUGUUCUAUGUAUUAAAAACGUUAUAUGUAUCAUACUGAUAAUUCUGAAAAUGUAUUGUUUUAUAUACUCCAAAAUCAAUUACAAUAUUAUAUUAAUAAUAUAUAAUUUUUAAAUUCCAGUUGUAAAAACAUUUCAGUCACAAUAUUAGCUGAAUCAUAACUGUAUGUUAAAUCUAUGAAUAAAUGAAUUCUUAAAUGGA